AUUUUAACAAAAUAAGAGGAGAGAGAGCGUCGGGCAGAGCGGUAGCAGCAACAUGUAGCCUCGCCGAGUGCAGGAACGGUCCAAACUGUGCGCGCGCCUCGUUCUCUGCGUCUCCUCGAGCUGCGGGGGGUUGACAUGUUCCCGCUCCAUCCAGAGGACAGGACCCCGCACCACUAGACUCCACCAGGCUUUGUGCCGCAGGACGCGUCCGGCGGAUGGACGGACGCAUGGAUUGUGGCGCAAGGAGAGAAGACGCGGAGAGCAAAAAGAAGAGAAGAAGAGCGUCGGGCUCCCGGAGGCAGUGAAGCACUGUGAGCCACCAACCCUGCCCCCACCUCCUCUCCUCUCCCCUCCCCCCCUCCUUCCUCCCUCCCUCCCCCCGAGGACGCCGCCCACCGCCUCCUGAGCCCGUCCCACCGCUGCCUCCCUUUACCCCAUGGUGGCCCCACGGCCCGUCCUCUCACUGCUAUUGGCUGUGCUGGCCUGCACGGGGCCCUCGCGCCCCUCGCCCCCCCUACUGCUCCGGCCCCGGGAGAGAGAGAGGGACUCGGGUGGUGUCAACAUCGCCGUGGUCCACUCGGGCUCCUCCCUGCUCCCGGAGACGGCGGUGGUGGGAGGCGCGGGGGCCGGCGAGUCGGGGCUGGGGCCCAGUCUGGGAAACGGUCCAGCAGCAGCAGGAGGAGCAGGAGGAGGAGGAGGAGCAGGAGGAAGGGCAGCCAUGGAUACCGCCUCACUGGCAGCACCGGCUCAGAUGGCAGCGCUCUCCUCCGCGUCCCUGGCGGCGCUGGUGGGGGAGACGGUGAUGACGCCGUCGGGUCAGGCCAACGUCAUCUACCUGGCGGUGAACGAGAGCAGCCCCGGCAGCCUCCUGCUGCAGCUGUGUGAGCUGCUGGCCACGACGCCGCUGCAGGUACUGACGCGAGGCCACGUCCACCGCAGCAGCGCGUCCCCGGCGGCUCCACUGUUUUACAGACCUGACGACCUUUCACUCCAUCACCCUCAUCCUCAUUGUGCAGUGUGUUCAUCCUGUGGCUCCAUUCAUCCGAUGAAGGGUUUGGUGUUCGAGGAGGAGAGGCCGCCGCCGCCCAACCGCGCCCCCCUCGCCCCCAUGCUGGAGUUCGUCUCCGCCCAGACGGGGGUCCCCGUGGUGGCGGUGGGGGGAGGGGCCAGUCUGGGACGAGAGCCUCAGGAGAGCGGCUCCAUCUACCUCCAGUUCACCUGCUCCACCCUGCUGCAGCUGGAGGUCAUCUUCGAGGUGCUGGAGGAGUACGACUGGACGUCCUUCUCCGUGGUGACCACGCGCCACCACGGCUACGAGGAGUUCCUGGCCAUGGUGGAGGGCAUGACGGACGGCUCCUUCAUCGGCUGGGAGAAGAAGAGCGUGGUGAUGCUGAACGUGACCGACGACCCGGGAGGAGCAAGAACCAAGCGGCUGCUGAAGGACAACGAGGCCCAGGUCCGUCUGCUGUACUGCUCCCUGGAGGAGGCCGAGCUUGUCUUCCGGGCAGCCUGGGCAGCGGGUCAGGCUGGGCCCAGUCACAUGUGGUUCGCCGUGGGACCGGCCUUGUCGGGUUUGGGCUUGGAGGGGUUGCCCAAGGCCUUGUUCGCCAUCCGGCCGCAGGGCUGGAGAGACGAGCCUCGAAGGCGCAUUGCCAAGGGCGUUUCUGUCCUCACCCACGGGGCCAUGGCUCUGCGCAGGGACCAGGGAGCCACCAGCCGCUCGCAGUACGCCGGAAACUGCCACAGCGACGGCAACCAGACCCAGCGAGUGCCAGACAGGAUCAGGUACUUCACCAACAUUUCCAUUGGUGGACGAGACUAUUCCUUCAACAACGACGGCUACCUGUCCAACCCUCUGCUGGACGUCAUCUCCUACACCAACGGAAGAGGCUGGGAGGAGGUCGGCUGGUGGGAGAACGGACACCUGCGCCUGCGGUACCACCCCUGGUCGCGCUACGGCUCCUUCCUGAAGCCGCUGGACGACUCGCAGCACCUGCGCGUGGUCACGCUGGAGGAGAGGCCCUUCGUGAUCGUGGAGCCCGCCGACCCCGGCACCAGCUCCUGCAUCCGGGACUCGGUGCCGUGCCGCAUGCCCAUCAACUCCAGUCUAGUGGUGGAGGGCGCCGUUCCCAUGAAGCACUGCUGCAAAGGCUUCUGCAUCGACGUGUUGAAGCGUCUGGCCAAGAUCGUGGGCUUCACCUACGACCUUUACCUGGUGACCAACGGGAGGCACGGCAAGAACAUCGAUGGGGAGUGGAACGGCAUGGUGGGGGAGGUGGUGUCCAACAGAGCUGACAUGGCCAUCGGCUCCCUCACCAUCAAUGAGGAGAGGUCAGAGGUCGUGGAGUUCUCCGUCCCGUUUGUGGAGACCGGCAUCAGCGUCAUGGUUUCCCGCAGCAAUGGCACCGUUUCACCGUCUGCGUUCCUCGAGCCCUACAGCCCGGCCGUGUGGGUGAUGAUGUUCGUGAUGUGCCUGUCGGUGGUGGCUGUCACCGUCUUCAUCUUCGAGUUCUUCAGCCCCGUGGGAUACAACCGCAGCCUGCAGAGCGCCAAGCAAUCAGGCGGGUCCAAGUUCACCAUAGGGAAGUCCGUGUGGCUGCUGUGGGCGCUGGUCUUCAACAACUCGGUUCCUGUGGAGAACCCCAGAGGAACCACCAGCAAGAUCAUGGUGCUGGUCUGGGCCUUCUUCGCCGUCAUCUUCCUGGCCUCCUACACGGCCAACCUGGCCGCCUUCAUGAUCCAGGAGGAGUACAUCGACACGGUGUCUGGGCUGUCGGACAAGAAGUUCCAGCAGCCGACGGAGCAGUACCCUCCGCUGCGCUUCGGCACCGUGCCCAACGGCAGCACGGAGGAGAACAUCCGCUCCAACUACCCCAACAUGCACCAGUACAUGGUCCGGCACAACCAGAAGGGGGUGGAGGAGGCCAUCGACAACCUGAAGACUGGGAAGCUGGACGCCUUCAUCUACGACGCCGCUGUGCUGAACUACAUGGCCAGAAAGGACGAGGGCUGCAAGGUGAUGACCAUCGGCUCUGGGAAGGUAUUUGCCACCACGGGCUACGGCAUCGCUCUGCACAAGAACUCGCGCUGGAAACGGCCUCUGGACCUGGCGCUGCUGCAGCUGGUGGGCGACGAUGAGAUCGAUAUGCUGGAGCGUCUCUGGCUUUCUGGUAUCUGCCACAACGACAAGAUCGAGGUGAUGAGCAGUAAACUGGACAUUGACAACAUGGCAGGCGUGUUCUACAUGCUCCUGGUAGCAAUGGGCCUCAGCCUCCUGGUGUUCGCCUGGGAACACUUGGUUUACUGGAAGCUCCGGCACUGCGUGAAGCGCUCUGGGGGGAUGGACUUCCUCCUGGCUCUCAGCAGGGGGAUGUACAGUUGCUGCCAGUUUGAAGAUGAGACAACAGCAGGAGGCAGUAAAAGCUCUUUACCCCAGUACCACACUGUGACCACCAUUCCUGCCGCAGCCCAACAACACCUAGUUACAGCCACAGUCAACAACACGGCUGCCAUCGCCAUGGUGCAGCAGCAGCAGCUCCCGAAGCACCACCAACAGCAGCAACAGGGGCAGACCUAUACAACCAUGCUACCUGGCUCACCGCCAAGUACAGGACACUCAGCAAUGGCUCUAGGUCCCUCAAACAGCCCCUUACUUGAAGGUCCCAUGCCUUGCUCCACUUUCUUGCCUCGCCAUGAUCGCAGACUUGCGGUAGUUGAUCGCUGGAACAGGCCAAAGCCUGACAAAGUCAUCAGUGGCAGCACUGCUGGAGGUGUAGGAAUUGGAGGGAUAGCAGGAGGCAUCAGUGAACUCCAGGCCCAGCAGCACUAUCAGCAAAACCUUGCACAACACUGGAGCCUUCAAGCAACAGUUACAGGCGGAGCAGGGGGAGGAGACACUGGGCUAGAUGAAUAUAAGCGUUACUAUGGUCCCAUAGAUCCGGAGGGACUAGGAGCUAACUCAGAGCAGGCAGGAGGACCCCAACAGACUCCCAAAGCUAAUCCCAGAGGCCCCAAAGCCUCAGGAAUGCCACGGCUGCCUCCUAAAGGACCCCAACAAGGCCCAGGGCACUUAAUCUCCAAGCCCCCUCCACCAAUCCCAUCUUCCCCACGACGACCUCCCUUCUGGCGCCGAGGAAGUCUAGCUCAGGCAAGGAGGAAAAGCUCAGGAGGUCCCCUGUAUGAGAAUAUCCUCCCACUGGGGAGACGAGGAGGUGGGAGAUACGGGGCAAGCGAUGGAGGUGGAAGGAGGGGUCGACGUCCUCCUCCACCUCCUCCUCUGCCUGUCUCCCUUUCCUCCCCAACACACACCCCUACUACUCCUUCCUCCCCAUGUCGCUUCUACUCCUCAUGCUCCAGUGCCUCGUCCACUUCUUCUUCGUCCACUUCAUCUUCAUCCUCCUCUUCAUCCUCUGUCUCACUUUCUCGAUCAAAUUCCCCCUCCUCUUGCUCCAGCGAAAGCUCCUACAACUCCUCAUUGAGUUUUCGGUAUCGAGCAGGUGACCGGGAUUUUAUGGUAGACGAUGAUUAUGAUUCCGACCUGCUUACAGAGGAAUCCAGUCUCUUGCUAGGUUCACGAAGGAAGAUUCGCUCACGCCGCAUGUCAUCACGGUCUUUGCCGUGUAGUCCACCUCCUCCACCAAUCCCACCGAGGAAGCCACGUCCUCAAAAGGAUUACAGCAGAGAGAGGACAGGCAGCCAGCUGGCGCAACUACAGGAAUGGUGGGCAUCGUGGGCUGACAGGGAACGAGGAAGGACAGGGACGACGGGCCAAGGAGAUGGAGGAGUAGGCAGAGAUGAAAAGAGGCAACAUAAAGAGAGGGAACGUGAAAAGAAGAGGAAGAAGAAGGGUCGAAAAAAGAAAAAGAGGGAAGAGAGGGAGAGAGAGAGGGAGCGAAAGAGACGCAAAACAAAAAAGAAGAGGAAGAAAGAGGAUAAGAUGAGGAAAAGGGAGCGGAAAAGGUCGGAGCAGGAUGCAGGAGAUACUGAAAAGAGAGAGGAACACAAAUCAGGAACACCAGACUUCCCAUCAUACCCACCCCUGAGGCGAGAGUCUUUCCGAAAAAAAAGUGAAAGCUCAAUUAGAAGUUAUGGAUGGAAUAUUCCGGGUGAAGAUGAGAGGAAAGAAAGAGAAGAUAAAGAGAGGGAUGAUGCAGAAGACAGCAGAGGAAAGGAAAAGCACCAUAGGCGGAGAAACAGUAAGCACUAUCAUAGCUCUAGCAGUAAGCCUUCAACAUCUGUGAAGUUCUGGGGUGGAGGAAACCCAUCCUCUGACACCAUCCCAUCUGCCUUUUUGCCCUUGUUGCCUGUUUCUUCUAAAAGGAGGAGGAGUAAAAGUUCGGACAGAGAUGCUGUAGGAGUGGAGGGAGAGCGGAGGCCAUUACUGGGAAGGAAUGAAAGAGUUGAGAUGCAGUCCAAGAAGGGAUUGUCCUUCCAUGAGUGGGGGUCUGACGUAGAGGAUGAGGAAGAAGAGUCUGAACAUGAAAGGAGGAAGGCAGACCGUGGGAAGCGGCGUGGAGGCGCAAGAACCAUGUCUGAUGAGGAAAGGGAACGUGACAAAGUUGCAGGAAUAUAUUCUGAUGAUGAUGGUUCUUCAGGAGAGUUCGGGAAAUUUGAGAGGUACUGGGAGGACCAUGAAGGCAGGGCAGUUGGAGGGAUUGGAGGUGGGGGAUGGUUUUUUAGCACCUACCCCUCCAGAGAAAAAUCUGGCAGCAUCAACAGUAGAGAUGAUUUGUUCCUUGAGCGAGGAGAGAGGUGGGGAACAGCAGAAAGUGGUUGGGGUUCUAGUGGAGGUGGUGGAGGAGGAACAGCUGGAGGAGAGAGAGGAUGGGGUUCAGGAUCACAUUGGCCCCCGCCUCCACUUACGCCACCACCUCCUCGACGAUACUGGUCAGUUGAUAAACUCCACAUACAGGAUGAGAAGAAGACUAAACGGAAGUCAAAGGACAAGGGAAGAGGACAUGCAGCUUGCUGUCAUUCCCCCCGACACCAUUCUCACUCCCAUUCCUCUAAAUGGACCCGUGUAACCUCAAGAAGCCAGGAGGAGCUGUUUCACCACUGCCAGAGCUUUGCUGGUCCCCUCAAACCCAAACAUGACUCUUCCUCCUCCUCCAAACCCGAUCGCUCACAGAAUCCGUCCAAGUCCGGCAGCCAGUCAAACCUUAGCAUCCAGCAGCGAGCACAGAGAACAGAUCGAGAUCGAGAUAGAGGAAGACAACCGUCCCCACCGCCAAGCCUAAUACCGAACCUGCCACCACCACUCCCUGCCCUUCCAGCUCCCCCGCCCUCCUCCUCCCAUCCUAUCCACGCUCCUCCUACCUCUUCCUCCUCUGUGUCAUCUCCCUCCGUAGUCUCAUCUACCCCCGGGGCCCCCCAGCCCUCCUCCAUGGCUUCGGCAAGUGCCAAACUGCAGUACCAGAGAUUGCGCUCUGUACCCCAACCCCAGAGGUUUCCACAGUCUCCUCACCUACCCCUCAAAGCCAAGAGCCUUUGCUCACGAAGGGGCUCCGCCCAUUUCUCCAGUGUCGAGAGUGAGGUCUGAGGUUCAACAAGGUUUCAAAAGUCAUAUGACAGCCCUGCAAGGCUGGUGCUAAGCAGGCGGUCUGGAUCAACAUGGCUGGGCAUGUUUGUGCAGCCAGCCAGAUCAGAACAGUAUACACAAUGAGCCCUUUCCUGAAGUUCUGCACAAACAAACCAGAAAGCCAAACACACCCGGCAGGGUAGGUUAAGGGAAAGCAGGAGCAAGGUUACAAUACUUGCUGUUGUUUCCUUUCCUUUCUCAAUAUGUGAAAGACCACAACCACUGCAACAGCAUUCCGAACUGGUCUAACCAACACACUAAAAGCUAACCCACAUACAACUGAAGAAGACACCUUUGCUAUCAACAGUGAAGGGCUUUGGAUGUUGAAGCAGAGCGGUAGUUUGUAUUCAGACCAUACCUAAUGCUUACUGAGGGCUCAGGAACUUUGUAGUACUGUAUGCCUGCUGCUCUCGGAAGUGUUCUUAUUUUCUUUCCCUUAAUUAAAUCGCUUUCCCCUACUUUCCUUUAUUCCUUAAUGAACUGUUUACACCCUGCAGAACUGUGACGCCCACCUGAGGCACCUUUGUAGUGUAUGAUCAAUACUUUCUUGUUUAGAGGGAGAGGAGGGUGAUAACCACCUUGUCUUAUCCAUGCACCCUUUGUCCACCUCACAUUUAGUAUAACUCCCCUCCUCUUUUUUGUGUGUGUUUGUUACUUCUUUACCUUCUCCCUAUCUCAGCCAUGCGUCUAUCUUCUCAUCGCUCCUGUCCUCCCCUCUUGGCUCCUCUCCUUGAUGUGAUUAUUCCGUGCGUCUGUGCUUUUCUGUGUUUGUAUUCUUGACAACAGGGUAAGUCAACUGUGACUGAUAUUCUACUGGCUUAAUGAAAAGCUGAGUGCCAAACCUAAGUAGAGCUUGACAUCAAUCUGUACAACAUUAGCUGCUGUGUUUCCUUUUAUCUCACUGUUUUCCAUCAUCUCCCAAAUACAUAUGUGCAUGUGUAAAGACAUACAGGACACGCACAAACAAAUCACUUCUACAGUUUGUUCUACUCCUUAAGCAAUACAUAAUUCUCAUUCUGUUUGUGUUAUUUUAUAUUUUACAAUCCUUGUUUCACUUCUGUGCUGUAGUUGUGUUGUUUUUAGUGGUGUUAUGUAUCAGUUAAGUCUUUUACAAUGUAAGCACUGUGCCAUACUACUCCAUUCUAGGUGCACAUGAAAUGAUCUCUCAACUACCUAAGUAUGACGACAGAGAAAGUGUGUGUUCCCUGCCUGUCUGCCUGAAUGUAAAGUCAGCCUUUAACCAGAGUGCUGCACCUGAGACACUCCAGAACGGACGUUGUAGCAUUUCUGCUGGUUGCUGUGGGAAUAUAAGCUUGGCAUGAUUUGACUUGGGCUUCUGCUUGAUGUAGCCGAAGAUAUAGACCGCUAACCUAGCUUAACUUCUGGCCCUGCAGGGCGUAGGUUGCAUUUUAAAAUGUUUUUUCUGGCUUGACGCUUAACUGGUGCCAAGGCAACACAGCUAAUGUUUCAAGACAGAUCAACCCAGGUUCACUUGCCGCCAAACAGAAAAUGUUGCUAACAUGCUACAUGGAGCCGCAAUUUUGUUAGACAAGAUCACAUGAAGUUAGCGUCACGCUUCAACUGUAGUUUGUUGAGAUGGAAAGGAUUGCUGACCUAGCGUGACUGAGGUUUUGUUGUCAGAGAUGUUGUGUUGGUUGCAUUCCCACUGAUCCUGAGCGACAAGGAGAUGUGUAUGUGCACCGACAGCAGCACCACCUGUGCAAUUUAAUUUUGUACAAUUCUCCUCUCGUCGAAAGUGUAACCAAGAGCUAUACUAGCGACACCUAUUUCACCCAUGACUGAGCUGACACCAGCAGUUACAUUCCGACGUCAGGCGCGUUGGUACAGUCCCAGUAGCCGGUUCAACCAACCAACGACGUUAGCGUCGGGACACUGGACAUCAGAGGUUUACUGAGAAAGCGGGAAUCACUGGCAGAAUUCUUUGUUUUUCACUCAGUCAUAUUUUUGUUGCACUCAUGUUGUUUGCCUGGAACUGCAUCUGAGCCAUGAGGAAAACAAAAAGAGAGCUUUUUAACAUGAACUUGCGUAGUUUGUUAGACUUUCUUUAUUAAGAAAAUCUAGAUAUAUAUAUUAUACAUAAAUAUAUAUAUAUAUAUAUAUUUGUGGCCGUGGGUAGUGUUAGCCAAAAUGUUGUUUAGCAUCUUGAUAUCUGGAGAUAUUGUUUCUCAUUUCAUUACAAUAGAUAUUAUGUGUUGAAACACACUCCCUCACUUUCACUAGCAAUAGGGAAAGUCUUUAUUUUCUUUCUUUCUCCAUCAAAGAUCGGGUGUGUAAAGCUGAGUCAGAGACACUUCAGCGCUUCGCUUAUUGCAAUCAGCAAUCAACAGCUAAUUAUACAAAUUUGUACGAAACCAGGACAAGUGUGGAGUAAAUGUGACGUCUCCGUGCAUCCACAUGGCUCAUCCGCUGGCAGUGUGAGCACGAGCGUGAGAAAUGAGCCAUCCUUUCCUUCUUCCUCCGCCUUUUCUUCCUUCUGUCCAUCCAUUGUGUUGUUGUGUGUCUGCAAUUGUGAAGCUGGUCUGUUUUUAAAAAAGAAGAGUAUCUGUGGAUAUAUUUGUUUCAUUGAAAAAAAGCAUAUCUAAAUAUAUAUGAUAGUAUAUUUCAGAAGCUACAGUAUGUUAUAUAAGUUUGUCUACUAAAUUUACGCUAUUAUCUCAAUGAAUAUGUCUUUUUUUGUCUGUCUGUCUCUCCUCAUCUCGAUCCUCGGCCCAGCUCUCUCCCCCUCCCCCAGCGAAAACAGAGACCAGUAUGUAACUGUGUUUUUGCUCACUUAAGACCAACCAUCCGCCUCCAUUAGCUAGCUACUGUAGCUAACGCUAAGAUCUCAACAAGGUGACGGCGCGGAGGGGUGUGCGAGUGUCUUACGACCGUGUCACUGUAGCAGUGGUGGCGCGUGUUUGUCUACCCAGAGGGGCCUUUAUUUUUGGUUUGGGCUACAGAGUAACGACUAAUUAACUCUUUUAUGGAUACAGGAGCUUUUACCACAGUUCUCACUGGUGUAGGGGUCACGUUCUGGACCCUGGACUUUCUACCGCGGUGUACAGUUAGGCGACCUCUUUGGAACACAAUGUAGCGAGCAGCACAGGCUUUUUUUGCGAUUCUUAGUAGCUGUACUAGACAAACACAUGCACAGCUGCCCCUGCCUAUCAGCAUACACGGUAUAAAGGAGGACCUGGGUCAACGUACGUAGUGUGUUGUAUCCGCCAAGUCGCUGUGCUGCCAAACAUGAGGAGAACACAACACACACACUUUCUUAAUUUUACAAUACUGAUACGUGUCGGGGGCGGGGCUAAAUCUGCUCGCCAGUGGUUUCCUCUAAGGCCAAGAACAGCCAGACUAGGGCUACAUGUAAUCUGAAUGAAGAAAAUCUGGAUGGACGUGUAUGAACAACACUGCCAGAGACAGGAGCUCCUCCCUCCUGGCCAACCUGUAAGAUGCUUUACUCUCAGCAAGGUCAAAGGUCAAUCAACUUUAACACCGCACUUUAAAGCAUGUCUGGCCCUGAGCCCUGGCGAGUCCAGUUUUGGCCUACAACGGACAAACAUCCACCUCUGAGCAGCGUCUCAAGGCCUUGUAUCAAAACCGACUGUGGAUGAAGGGGAGUUGGGCUGCACUUUAUUGUCAGCACCUCACACACACAGACCCACACACGAGCACACACAUUCAGAAUCAUACGCACACGCUGCCACCACCCUGCUUUGGUUACAUCUGCCGCCCGUGGGGACAAUGACAAUACUGUGCUGUACAGGACAGAACUACAAGAUGAUUUUAAUAAAGAACUGAAACUGAAAAAAA
Messenger RNA from Betta splendens (Siamese fighting fish), 10393 nucleotides. It is a transcript of the gene grin2da, whose product is annotated as glutamate receptor, ionotropic, N-methyl D-aspartate 2D, a. Gene Ontology annotation, biological process: monoatomic ion transport; excitatory postsynaptic potential; synaptic transmission, glutamatergic. The transcript is spliced from 19 exons. Bases 437 to 6538 code for a protein of 2033 amino acids. Lineage: Eukaryota; Metazoa; Chordata; Actinopteri; Anabantiformes; Osphronemidae. Gene Ontology annotation, molecular function: transmitter-gated monoatomic ion channel activity involved in regulation of postsynaptic membrane potential; NMDA glutamate receptor activity. The record is from RefSeq and is a predicted model, not a curated record. Gene Ontology annotation, cellular component: plasma membrane; NMDA selective glutamate receptor complex; postsynaptic density membrane.